Messenger RNA from Folsomia candida, 984 nucleotides. RefSeq lists its product as uncharacterized. The record is from RefSeq and is a predicted model, not a curated record. NCBI's taxonomy places the organism in Eukaryota, Metazoa, Arthropoda, Collembola, Entomobryomorpha, Isotomidae. Bases 153 to 653 code for a protein of 166 amino acids. The transcript has 4 exons.
UUAUUUAUUCCUCUAAUGAUUCACUUUUACUAGUUUUCUUCCAGCAUGAGUAAUUUUCGGUUUGAGGCUGACUUGCUAAAUACACUUUAAAUAAUUUGUUUCAAGUAGUUUACAACUUUCUGUAAUAAAGUUAAAUAUUUAAUUCGAGAAAAAUGUCGUCGGAAACUUGUUUCUGUGGAUGCACGCUUGGACGGGGUGCUCUUGCCAUUGGAACUAUUAACGCUAUCGCCGGCAUCCUCGCCGUCGGCAGGGAUUCCAUUGUGGUCACUGCCGCGAUCUUCUAUCCAGACCAAUUUGUUGACCCUGCCUUUCACGAAAAUCCUAGUCGCUACUACACUAUUUGUGGCGUUAGAAUCUGCAUAUCCGUCGUGCACACGAUUUUAUCAUGUUUUAUGGUGCACGGAUGUCGAACUAAAAAUAACCGCUUGAUUAUGCCUUGGGUGAUCUGGACGUACGUGUGCAUCAUCGUUGAAGUUAGCCUGGCUGUGAUCAUGUUUUUUCUCUUCGUUAUAUUUGUCCUAUUUUCUGGACAAAUCGGGGUGGGAUUUUGGAUUUUCCUUACAUGCUUAGUUAUCCUUGGAGUGCAGGCUUAUUUUCUUUCCGUGGUGAGAACAUUUUCCCACGUGUUAAAAAGAGAUACGGUGCAGGAUUGAAGUUUGUUACGAUGCACAUUUGCAAAUCAAAUUACUACAUGUCGAAAAAACUAGAAUUGUUAUUAACUCAAACAUGCUUGUGUGCGUAAUUAAUUAACCAUUUGAUAUUGGGGGUAUUCAUGAAUUUCGUUCGCAUAGCUAAAGUAUAAUUGCUGAUUGAACUUAUUAAUCUAAAUCUGGGUAACAUAUGAUAAAUAUGUAUUUAGAUAUAUGCAAUUAUGUAUUUACAUAUGUAUGUAUGUACAUCAAAUAAUUGACCUCAACUUAAAGAGCUAACGAAUUGUUUCAACACAUAAACCUUAUUUAUUUCAGGAAAUAAAUACAUAUAUAG